AAAAAAAUAGUCCUUUUUAGUAACCGAUAGGAAAUUGUCGUGACAACAGCAUAAAAUUGUAAGCUACAAUGGUGUCAACAAUGGAUAGUUCAGAAAAUCCAUUGCCUCGUUUAAACAAGUGUUGCUUUGUGUUUGACUUGAGGUGUGGUGUUUUAAUUUUCGUCUCAUUUGAAACUUUAUUCUGGGCCGUUUUAACAUUCGCGUCAAUCUACAGUGAAGUUAAGUACAUCAUUAAUGUUGAUAUUGCCGAGUUCAGUGAUGUAUUGGAUAAUGAUUGGUAUUACUUCGUCCUUUUUGGAUAUCCUCGGGAAUUAAUUGAUGAGUGGGUUCGAACUUACCUUAUCGUUGGCAAUUUAUUCUUGGCGUUAAUCUUUCUUCUAUAUCUGGUAUUUACACUGAUGCUCGUAAUUGGAAUAACGAAGAACUCACGUCGUCUAUUUUUGCCAUACCUUAUUUGUGACAUUUUCUUGCUUACAUUUGCCCUUCCAUUUGGAUUCAUCGGAAUCUUCUUCAAACUCCAAAUUGCUAAAAUCUGCAUCAUUUUCUUCUUCAUUAAGUUCUACUUUGCUGUAUCUGUCUACUCUCUGUUCAAGGACUACGCUGGAAAACGUUCAAGUGAGCAUGUUUCAAUUCAUAGCUCAUUAAGUCAACAUCAUCAAUUGGAACCGAUUGAUUCAAGCCCAGUUCAUACCAAUCCAGGACUUGGUGAAGCGCCACUGGCUGUGGCUGUUUAAGUAAGAGGACAGCCACGAAAAUAUUUUUUUAAAAGCUCAGGAAUUUUUGAAUGCUUUAAAGUCAACAACCUUAGUGGAUAGUGUGUGAAAUUCUAGUGAAUAUAGGUCAAUGGGCCUUAAUAGGUAAGAGUCUAGAUAUGGCAGUUCCGACAUCAUAUUGUAAACAAUACCUCAAACAUCUGUAGAACAGUUGACAAAUUAGCAGUCAAUUUAGCAAUAAAGCUAGCCUGUUUCCAUAACAAUCCAAACUAGAUCCAAGUAGAAAAUCUCCUGAAGCACCAA
Messenger RNA from Chironomus riparius, 1016 nucleotides. The record is from the annotation of a GenBank genome assembly. Lineage: Eukaryota; Metazoa; Arthropoda; Insecta; Diptera; Chironomidae.